Monosiga brevicollis MX1 is the source of this 1770-nucleotide messenger RNA. RefSeq lists its product as uncharacterized. The transcript is spliced from 18 exons. The record is from RefSeq and is a predicted model, not a curated record. The annotation marks the transcript as partial. NCBI's taxonomy places the organism in Eukaryota, Choanoflagellata, Craspedida, Salpingoecidae.
AACCCGGCAAAGCCCGACUGGUUCAAAGGCUGGCAGUUGAACGUGGCUCAUAAUUGCUUGGAUCGCCACCUGCCCACCCGUGCCGAUCAACCUGCUCUACUAUACGAAUCCCCGGCUUUGGGCAUCUCGCAAGCCAUUACCUAUGCCGAUCUGACCGAUCAGGUCUCUCGCUUUGCUCACGUCCUGCAGGAGCGCUGUGAGGUCACCAAGGGCGAUCGCGUCAUCAUUUACAUGCCCAUGUGCCCAGAGGCCAUUGUUGCGAUGUUGGCAUGUGCUCGCCUCGGCGCCAUUCACUCAGUGGUUUUUGGUGGCUUUGCGUCAAAAGAACUGGCUACUCGCAUCGACGCUGCCCAGCCCAAGGCCGUGCUAAGCAGCACACACGGACUAGACGGUGUUAAAGCUGUCAAUUACAAGAAGCUGACGGAUGAGGCCCACCGUCUCUGCACCUUCAAACCGGGUAUUCAGCACAGCGAUGACCACACAGCCACCGCCAACCUUCUCCGCACUGGCGAUCUGGAUUGGGAAGACUGCAUGAAUACGGCUGGUCAUACAAAGCCUGUGCCCAUCGAUGCCACUGACCCGCUCUAUGUCCUCUACACAUCAGGUACCACGGGCAAGCCAAAGGGCGUGGUGCGAGAAGCCGGCGGGCAUGCUGUGGUUCUUGCCGAUACAAUUCAGAGCAUUUUCAACAUCCAUCCAGGCCAGGUGAUGUUCACCCCCUCGGACAUUGGCUGGGUUGUGGGACACAGCUAUAUUGUCUAUGCCCCCUUGUUGGCUGGUGCCACCGGGGUGCUGUACGAGGGCAAGCCGACGACCACUCCUGAUGCCAGUGCCUUCUGGCGCAUCAUUGAGAAACACAAGGUCAAAGCCAUGUUCACGGCCCCCACGGCUCUCCGUGCUAUCAAGAAGGAGGACCCGGAAGGCAUGCUGGUUCAACAACACGACCUCUCGUCUCUUGAAACUGUUUUUGUUGCUGGUAAGCGCGCAGACCCUGCCUCAGUCCAAUGGGCUGAGCAGGUCCUGCAGAAACCCAUUGUAGACAAUUAUUGGCAAACUGAGACUGGCUCGCCAAUGAGCGCCUGCUCCGGACACUUGCCAAUCAAGUAUGGCUCCUGCUUCAAGCCCGUUCAUGGUUGGGAUUUGCAAAUUGUGGACGAUCAUGGGCAAACGGUGCCUGUUGGGGAAACUGGAAACCUGGUCGCUAAAUUACCGCUACCUCCAGGCGCGGCCACAACUUUGUGGAAAGAUCAUGAGCGUUAUGACUCAAGUUAUCUUGCAGCGUUUCCUGGCUAUUACCAAACGGGCGACGCCGGCUUUAUUGAUGAGGACAACUACGUGCAUGUCUUGACACGCACUGACGAUGUCAUCAAUACGGCGGGUCACCGCAUGUCCACUGGCGUUUUGGAGGGUGCAUUGACUGCCCAUGACAAGGUUGUGGAAGCAGCCGUGGUGGGUGCCACAGAUGAGCUCAAGGGCCAGCUUCCAGUCGGCUUUGUCGUCCUCAAGACUGGUAAGAGCUUUGAAAGUGAUCACGAUUUGAAACAACUUCGCAAAGAGUUGGUUCAGCGAGUGCGUGAAGAUGUCGGGCCGGUUGCGGCAUUCAAGCGAGUGUAUGUGGUGCGCCAACUGCCAAAAACGCGUUCUGGAAAAACGCUACGCAUGGUCUUGCGUCAAAUGGUGGACGGGCAGCCUUUAACCCUACCCCCCACGAUUGAAGAUGCCAGUAUCGUGGACAGUGUGCGUCAAGAAAUCGCGGACCAAGAUGCCUGA